Messenger RNA from Heterobasidion irregulare TC 32-1, 1341 nucleotides. Its product is annotated as Esterase/Lipase. Lineage: Eukaryota; Fungi; Basidiomycota; Agaricomycetes; Russulales; Bondarzewiaceae. Gene Ontology annotation, molecular function: 1-alkyl-2-acetylglycerophosphocholine esterase activity. The record is from RefSeq and is a predicted model, not a curated record. The coding region runs from base 1 to 1341 and encodes 446 amino acids. The transcript has 9 exons.
AUGCCCACUCUUCCUGACCCUCCUGGCCCCUACGAGGUCGGGGCGACAACCUUCACACUACCCAUCUCACCGCGCGGAAUUGGGACACUCGAGCCGGCGCUGCUGCUCGAGGAGGUUGCAUUCACCGCAUUCUACCCUACCUCUCUAAAGCAAUCCCCUCUGCCGAAAGCAUUCCGCAAGGGGCUUCAUUGGUUGACGCGGCCACUGCGCGAUGCGGUGCAGGGCUACGCCCAUUUUGCCGGGAUCUCGGCGAUGCUCGUUUGGCCGCUGGUUCUCUUCUUUGGAUCUCAGCUCAAGAUCCCUGUAUAUCUGAAUGCUCCGCCGCUUUCGCACGACACUGCGUCACAGGCUAGCAUCGACGAUGCAUCAAGUUCUGUCCCGAAGUCGACGAGCUCACCCUGGCCGCUUGUUAUCUUCUCCCACGGGCUGGGGGGAGGUCGCACGACAUACAGUCAGCUGUGCGCCCACCUAGCGUCUUCUGGUAGGGUCGUCUUGGCCCUUGAGCAUCGUGAUGGCACAGGCCCGGUCUUCAGGACGCGAUCCGUCGAUCCUGCAACGUCUCAUAGGGGACUCUACCUCCGUCCAGAGGAUGUAAUUUGGGACGAGGAGGUACCACCGGAGGAAGCGAACCUGGCACUGCGUGCGGAGCAAUUGGAAUUCCGGCGAUGGGAGGUUUACCUCGCAUACCAUGCCUUUCGCUCUCUCACCGGCGAGGGAGAGCACCAGUCAUUGCUGCGCGUUGAUGGAGCGUCUAUAAUUGGGGAAAUAUGGAAGGGUGUCGCCAGGUGCGACAAAGAUGUUGCGCUUGUCGGCCAUUCGUUCGGAGGGGCCACUAUUUUCUCGACCUUGUCCAACCCUCCUCCAAGCACAGAUACUCGUCCGAUCCCUAUUUCCCAUGCGCUCGCGCUUGACCCAUGGCUGGAACCCCUCCCUUCCCCGGGUCCGUCACCCAUCGCAUCCGCUAACGAUCAACACCCCAAGAUGUUCGUGAUCAAUGCAGAGGGGUUCACACUGUGGAAGGACCACUUUACCCGUCUCCAAGACCUCGUCCGGGCAUGGGACGGCGGCCGUCUGAUCACGUUUGUGGGCGCCACGCAUCUGUCCUUCUCCGAUUUCCUCGUCAUGAUGCCGCGCCCUCUGCGAGAUGCUUCUGCAAAACCGAACCUCCGCUCUAUAAACAACAUCGCGCAGUCGUUCUUGGAUGAUAAAUUGGAAGAGGCUCUGGAUGGGCUGACGACGCGCAAGAUGGAAAUACAUUGGGUCGAUCCGUCGCGGUGGUCGAGGAACAAGAGGAGGAAGCGGAGGUUGGUGGGGAAUGUCGGAGAUGUGGUCCUACACUAG